Molecule: messenger RNA, 1241 nt
Organism: Amaranthus tricolor (Joseph's coat)
Lineage: Eukaryota; Viridiplantae; Streptophyta; Magnoliopsida; Caryophyllales; Amaranthaceae
Product: protein LURP-one-related 11-like
Exons: 2
Coding region: 131-736 (201 amino acids)
Source: RefSeq, a predicted model, not a curated record
ACAUUCAAAGUAACCAAACUUACCAUCUAGCUAACAAACCACAUAUAAUAUAUCACAAUUAUAUCUCUUUAAACUCCUUCAAAAACAACCAUUUCAAUAUAUUUUUGUAAGCUAAAUCUCUUGUAUAAUCAUGGCCAAAAUUCACCCCCAUCUCUUAUCUUCUUCUCCGUCGUGUUCUCGACCCGAAGAUCGAGAAAUUUAUACGGUUUGGAUGAAAUCUUUGGUUUUCAAUAGCCAUGGAUGUACUAUUUAUGAUGCUAGUGGAAAUAUUGUCUAUCGUAUUGAUAAUUAUGACACUAAGUGUAGUAGUCAAGUCUUUCUUAUGGAUCUUAAGGGGAAGGUCUUAACCACCUUGCUUAGGAAGAAAAUGAGAGUGAAUGAGCAUUGGAAUUGCUACAAAAAUGAUAGAGUUAAGAAUGAAAAGCCAUGGUUUCAAGUUAAGAAGAAAAGCAAGUUAUUUAACAAAGGAGGGGAUAAUUUUUCAUGUCAAGUUACAAUUAAUGGUGAUGAUUGUCAAACGUCAUCUAGCUUUAACAUACAAGGAAGUUGUGAAAAAUCAGAGUUCAAGAUUAUUCGAGGCGAUGGUUUAAUGGUUGCACAAGUGAAGAGGAAGCAAUCAAAGGAAGGAAUAAUGUUGGGAGAUGAUGUAUUAAGCUUAGAGAUGGAGCCUAAUUUGGAUAACUCUUUUAUAAUUUCACUUGUUGUAGUUCAUGGGUUAAUGUCUCACAAGAUAUAGCCCCAAUACCCAUCUAUAAAAACCCUUCAAAUUACUCUAUGGAGCGAUCCUUUUGGAUUAUAAGAUUACAAGGUAGAUUGCUGGAAAAAGAAGAGCUAAGUGAGAAUCGCACUCUAAAUCUUCCUUAAAAAGUGAUAUCUACUCUAUUGAGUGAUUCUUAAUCCCAAUUUAAUCCAAAGAAAAAGUAAAAAAAGGAAAAUAGAUGUAUAUAAUCUAACAAUUCUUUUUAGAACUCUUUCAUCAUCCAUGGGUGAAAAGGUGUGUUGACUUAGAAGAGGGGGCACUUUUUGGUGAAGAAGAAACAUUCUCUUUGUUUUGUUUUAGUACUUAAUGAUUUAUUAUCAUGCUCCACAUAUAGAUAUGUUGAGUGAAGCUUGGAAGCUUGAAAUUUUGAUCUUAAAAUAAGAAAUAUAUGUAUACAAUUGUUUUGAUAACUUGAUUUGUAUAUGCUCAUUGAAAUAUAUUGAUAACUUCAAGAUUUAUUAUAUUGAAAUAUGUUGUUUUA